AUGGCUGCAACAGUUUCACUCUCUUUCUCCUUAGAUAAACAACCACAACACCACCACUUUCCCCACUUCAAACCCUACCAAACUCUUCCUUUCACUUCUUUAUCUCUUUUCCCCAAAGACCCACUUCUUACUAUUGCUCACAAACACAACCACUACGCUUUCAAAUCGUCUUCUUCUUCCUCCCACUCCACUCCUUCAACAAUAGCAACAACAAGCUCUUCUUUUCUCAAAGACGCAUUUCGAACAGGUCGGUUUAUAAGCAAUGAAGAGCUUGAAAAGCUCAAACUCCUCAAGGAUUUCAGGUAUUAUCAGGAACUGGAAUCUGGGUCAUUGUGGAUUCAGAUGAUGAGGGCAGAGGAGAUGGACAUCACAGUUGCUUUGCUCCGUUUAUUUGAUUUAGGGAUUGGGUUUCUUUUGGUUGUUGGGGUUUGA
Messenger RNA from Quercus robur (English oak), 432 nucleotides. RefSeq lists its product as uncharacterized. NCBI's taxonomy places the organism in Eukaryota, Viridiplantae, Streptophyta, Magnoliopsida, Fagales, Fagaceae. The transcript has a single exon. Bases 1 to 432 code for a protein of 143 amino acids. The record is from RefSeq and is a predicted model, not a curated record.